Siniperca chuatsi (mandarin fish) is the source of this 7026-nucleotide messenger RNA. It is a transcript of the gene lrrc3b, whose product is annotated as leucine rich repeat containing 3B. The record is from RefSeq and is a predicted model, not a curated record. Bases 377 to 1159 code for a protein of 260 amino acids. Gene Ontology annotation, molecular function: protein binding. NCBI's taxonomy places the organism in Eukaryota, Metazoa, Chordata, Actinopteri, Centrarchiformes, Sinipercidae. The transcript has 2 exons.
AGAAGUGGCGUUGUCUUUUUUUACCCGGUGACUUCACACAGAGAACCCCUCCCUUUCUCUCCAUUCACUCCUGUGCAGUGUUUUAUACUGAAAGGUAAAGAUGCGAAUUCACACUGCGACUUGUGCAUCAGCGAGCGGAUACUCCAGCAGGCAGGCUGCCCUCACAGCCUGUCUGAGCGGCUUCGUAUGAUAUGAACGUUUUCCCUUCAACAGCUGGUGACUGUCUCCAGGCCUCAAGGCAGCAUGACAACAUCUGUUCACACUCCAGUAUCUCCAGUGGUCGGACAGUGAGGACCAGUCGCCACUAUGCGAUGUGUGUAAGGGACCAGUGGCGGUGUUGUGGCCCCAGGCGGGAUGCUGCUGACGGCCGGUCAGUAUGACUCUGCUGGACUUGUGGCUGUCGCGCUCCAUCCCCAUGUGCCUGCUCCUUCAGAGCCUUGUACUCAUGGCCCUGUGCUUCCCCUCGGCCAGCAUGUGUCCAAAGGGCUGCAUCUGCCAACGCGACCCCCACCUCCAUGGCCUCAACGUUACCUGCAGUCAGUCACGCCUCAAAGAGAUCCCCCCCAGCCUCCCGUUCGACACUGUCCUGCUGAGGCUGGACCACAACCAGAUAGGUGCCGUACCCGAUCAAGCCUUCCACGGACUCAGGCUUUUGAGGGAGCUCAACCUUUCAUACAACGCGGUGGAGACUUUAGGGGAAGGUGCCUUCAGUGGCAUAGAGGCGACAUUACAGGUGCUGGACCUCUCCCACAACCGCAUCACUAGCGUACACAAGGAUGCCUUCGCUCGGCUCAAGGCCCGCGUCAUUGUGGACGAUAACCCCUGGCAUUGUGACUGCGCCCUCCAGCAGGCCAUCGGUGGAAUGGCCCAUAACCACGAGGCCGCCGCCCGUGUCCUCUGCAGGAGCUCAGAGCUUCGUGACCAGGAGGGACGACCUUUCUUGGCAGUGGACACUGACCUCUGUAACCUGGCCAAAAGGACCACAGACUAUGCUAUGCUGGUGACCAUGUUCGGUUGGUUUGCCAUGGUCAUUUCAUAUGUGGUGUAUUAUGUCCGUCAGAACCAGGAGGACGCCCGACGCCACCUGGAGUACCUCAAGUCUCUCCCCAGCAAGCCCAAGAAACCUGACGAGGCUGAUGACAUAAGCACUGUUGUCUGACAGCAGUGUGAGCAAGUGACUGUGUCCCACACAAACCUAAUGAACACCAAAAUGUUUAUGUAACAGGACCCACAUUUAUAGUGUUUACUAUUUCAAAGUUUUAGGUGAUGUGAACAUCAAAUCUGCUGAGAAAUCUUUGUAUUUUGGAAAUGUUAUCGUACGUCCUUACCAGGGUUUGUUCAUGACUGAUCUGAGAUGAGAAGGGAGGCCACAGAGUCCAAUAGUAUAACACUGACAUUGUCUUUUCUACAAAAAUUGCCUAUGGAGUUUUGAAAAUUAGAAUCUCAGGUUUAAAUACUGACAUGAUAAUGGCUUUUUUAGAUGAAAAUUUUAAUUGAAUAUCUGAUAAAAAGAAAUAUAUUUGUAAGACAUGACGCCCUAAACUUAAUUUCCCAGAACCCUCAUUUUGGUAUUUCAAAACCCACGAUAAAAUGUACAUUGAGUUUUGCAAACAUUUGCUAAACCAACUGCAUCUUUCAUACCCCUUAAAAUUAAAUGUAAAUUAAAAUAUCUGAAUUUACAGUUCUGCACAGAAACUUCAGCAAUUCUCCAUGGCUUGCUUAUAGAGACUAUUUGAUAUAUAUAUUCUGUAAUAUUUUAGACCACCAAAGUCUUGGAUUUGGGGUAUGCAGAUAUGAGAUAUAAAGUAGUCUUAUUUUCCUGCUUUCUUUGAGCUUUAUACAGACAAAUCACAAUUAAGACAAAUUUGAUAGAGAUGAGUAGACAAGAUUUCACUGAAACAUUUAGUAAACCAUGUCAAAUCGUGGUUAAGGUGAAUACUGGAAGCUGUGGAAGCCCAUUUCUGUCAAUAAAAGAAAUUAAUUAAAGGUUAGGAAUAAUUUUAAAUAAUAAUGUGUCAAAGUUAUAAGAUACUAAUUUAAAAUAAUCAUAUAUUAAAUUACUUGAAAAGAUUUACUUUUGAUGACAAAAUUAAGAGAUAGUAAGUCAAAAUUGUAGUUAACUUUAGGUAGCUUGUCAAUGUUACCUGCUACAUCACCAUUUUAAGCCAGGUUAAAUGAUCUUAGAACCAGGGAUUUUCCAACCACGGUUCAGGGUUGCAGUUCUGGCAAGGUAAUAGUACAAAAGCCACCCGGAACUGCUAAAUAAAGAAUGGAAAGUACAGUUGUUAAAACUGUAGGCUGUAACUCUCACGCUCUAAAUCUGCCCAGUGGGAAAUUAAUUCAAUGUGUAGCGCACUGAGACAGAUGUUGAGGUGAAAACAGCACAUUAUGUGUUAACUGUUAACAACUGUUAACAAAAUUACUAGUAUUUUACUGUAUGUGUGACGAGUAAUAAAUAUAAUUUUACUACCAAAAAAAAACAAUUUUUGCAGUGUAGUUACUCCUUAAAUAGUCAAUAUGACUUAGUAUCUCAAAAUAAUGACUAUCUCAUAAUUUUAACUGUGAGUAAAUAUAUUUUUGUCAUUCCUUAGAUUUCAUAUAUGUUUUUUCUUUUCUGUGCGGGAAUGAGUAUCCAUUGGAUCCUGGUUGGUCAGAGGGUGUGCAUUAUUUUCAGAUAACCACAUUUGUCUGAUGCAAUGUUCUCAUUGGCAUUAUGAAUUCAUUUUCAUAGAUAGAACGCUGCUGAUUUCAGUUUAUAUGAGGCUACAGCUUCUCCUUAUUGGAGUAGGAAAGCAAUGGUCAUUACAAGGUUGAGAAAGAUAGUGCCAAUACAAAGAGUCCAUUUAAAGAAUGUACUGCCCCAAAAUUUGAAGAAAACAAACUUCAAUGACUGCAUUGUGGAUUAUUCGUUAUAUACAAAAAUGUAACAAUCAUAAUGCUAAUCCUAAUGAUGAUUUGCAUAUAGGUUUGAGAAUAAGGCUUUUUAGCUGAAAUGGCAUGGCAAACACUGGGCUUCAUCAUUGAGGAGUUGACCCCGUGAUCAGGCAUGGUGCCUAAUUUAUUGAUGUUGAUUGAGUUUUUGUUCCAAAACUACGGCAGCCUACUGCGGCCAUCAUCACAAAAAAAUUCUGCUCAGUUUCUCGUUAUAAUGAUAAAAUGUUCUCAUUAUAAUGAGAUAAAUUUCAUGUUAUAACAUAACAUAUUUUUGUUAUAACAUAGUUUCUAUAGUUUCAUAAUUAUUCAGUUUUAACAACUGUUGUUACCAACCUUAUCUUGUCACAUCAAGAAACUUUUUCAUUAUUACACAAUAUUAAUAUAUUUCAUUAAAACAAGAAACCUUUGUUGUUAUAAUGACAUACCAACUUAGCUCAUUAAAGCAACUUCCAUAUUAUGUUAGAAAAGGUUAGUCAACGCCUGAAAAGAAUACACUGGCGUAAAUCAUUUCAUUGCUAUAUGUUAAAAUAAUGUAUAUCUUCACAACCAACCAUGAUGUCUUGGUCAUGGUUAGUCUUUAUUAAAAUACCACUAAACCAUGUCUUCUUAGUGACCAACCCCUGAGUCUGAGUCUCCUCCAGUUAUUACCAUGAGCUCACAGCAAUUAAGCUUUACAAGCAAUAACGAGUGAAAUACCGACUUUUUUGCCCCGAAUUUUGCCUCUCAGGCAUAAUAUAAGCUGCUCUACCUUCUUGGUGGAGUUUGUUGGAGCUGUGUGCAGCUUGUGAAGAAGACUGUAGACAGUACUCCGGCUAAAAAAAAAAAGUUCCCCGCCUCCUUUGCAUUUUCGGGUAAAAAAAUAUUUUAGCUAUUUUUAUUUACAGAUAAUUCUCCUAAAAAGAUUCUAGAACUGAUCAUCAAUCAAAGAUAAUGCAGUAAAAGAUAGAAAUAAAACAUUAUUUAUUGAGUUUAAAGGUUCAUUGCUGACGUUGAAAAUAGAAGAUUUUUUUGGUAAUUUUAUAUUAAUUUGAUAUGUAGUAACAAGAACAAUAUCUUGUUAUGACAAGAAACUGAGCAAAUAAUUUUUGUCACGGUGGCAACAACAACCUGCCAUACAUAACAGCACAUGUGAGUCAGACGUGAGUCAUUGCUAUUAACAACUCUGCCACCAUCCACAAAUACAUUAAUGUCAUUAUGUGCUAACAGUUCAAUAAAGAUGUACAUGCCCUUAUGCCAAAACAUCAACUAACAAUCUAGCAAAAUCGGACAUUUGCAAGCCAGAAAUAUUUUAGUGGAUAUAUGUAAAUUAUGUGUAAAAAAAUGAUUUGAUUUUGCAGCACACCAAGAUUAAUGUCUAUUUAUAUUAGAUUGAUUUAUCUGCCUUGCAAUGACAAACUUUUUAACUAACCUCUUAAAUGUUAUCAAAAUGAAUGUUAGUUAUCAAAUGUAGUAUAUGUUACACAAUGUAAUUAUUUAAAAUAUACCCAUAGACCUAAAUCUACAAAAAGCAUCCGUACAGGGUUGCAUGUUUUAAAUCUAUUUCUGUGUUUAAUUUUAUUUUGGAGUACUUAAAUUCCACAAAAUAUGCUCAUACGAUGCAGAAAUCUUGAAUUUGAAAAUCUGUAUGUCCUGAACGGUACACGUCAUAUGACUUUAGUUUAUGGUGCUAUGUAUAGCAAUUUACCAUCAGUACAGCAUUUCAGAUUCCCCUUCUCUCUUUACAUUUAACACCAAAACCUUGAUAGUCUGCAGUUAUUGUCUCACAAUCGAAAAUCCCUCCAAAUCACAGAUGAACUGCUCAAACUUGAGUUUGUUCCUUUAAAGAGUAAGUUAACAUCCCCUGAAAAUCUUGUUUUUACUGUCCUCCAGUGGUUUAACUUCUCACCUUGCUGCAGUGAUGUACAAGUGUACUCCCAGGUGUGUCAGCAGACCAUGACAUCACUACUGGGUGGGGUUAAAGGGGCAACAAAGCACACUUCUGACCAGACCCAACAACACCCAGCAGUGUGGUCAGAGGCGAAACAGGCUUGACGGUUUCAACCAGAUAGUGGUGUAUUAAAUAUGACAUCCGAAGGAACAGCAAGGACCCUGGACAAAAGACUGAAUCACCAGAAAAAGGGAUCAAACUCAUCGACCAGAAGUGAGUAGAUGGCCGGCAGAGGGGGAACAUUUACAUCCAAUGCCAGAAUCCAUCUUUGAACCAGCAGAGUAACCUUGAAAUGAUGCCCACGUUGGACAAUUCCGCACCUCAUGAUUUACGUCCAAUGUCAACGUUCAGUACUAAUGCAGGAAGUAGUGUGCUAUUUAGAUAGCGAGUCGGAAGGUAACGGUGUGGAGGUCAGGGUGAUGGAGGGUGUGUAGCAUGUCUGACUUUGAUACAAGAAAGGGGAGUUUGCGUCCUGUUACGGACCUGCAGUUAACGUUCACGUUUUUAUUAACCGUAAUCCCAAUAUUUCCUUAACCAAGUGUUUUAGUCGCCUAAGCCUAACCAUACCUUAACCACAGUUCAUUUGCCAUAACCACAGACUUUCCCAAAACUUAAACAUUCCAUAGUUGCCAUGCGCAGAUAUUGUAGAAAGCAAGAACGUUGGCACACAAUGUUAAAGUUCCUUGAACGUAUUCCAAGGUUUGGCAGAACUGCCCCCCAUGUAUGUACAGGUUAUCACAUGGCAAGUUCCUUAGGUCACAUAAUGACAAACUGAACUAUCUCUGUGACAACAGAGCAAACUCCCUCUGCAGAUGAAGACUGUGAGACUAAGAGUGUCUUAUUUGAUGUUUUGCAAUCUAAGGUUUCUGGUAAUGGUUUAAUAUCUGUGGACAGGCUGUUGCAGGUGUUGUACUACCUUAAGUUUGUGAAGUCUACGUUUGUUCCUUUUGUCUUUAGUCAGCUGUUGUCAAUCAUAGUCAGCCUUUGUAUAUCUGUACUUACCAGAAGUAAGAACAAGACUAAAUGUCAGUUUCAGUGGACUUGUUGGUGUUCUGUGGUUACUCCAGUCCUUCAGAGUCAAUGCUGUUACUGGUAAUUGUUACCGUUUGCCUUCACUCCAUUUCAAGGGGAGGAUGGAUUUCUCAAACAUGGGGAUGGCAGACUAUACGAUCAUCUCAGUCAUGACAAAUCAACACAAACAUCUCUAUUCAAGCCAAGCUGCCAAUGCAUGCAUCAUUUCCCUUUAAUAACACUGUGUACAGCAAUGUUCCCGGCGGCGGGUAUAGAGAAAAGUGAUGCUGUCAUUUUCUCAAAUGGCUUCCCUGCCAUCACAGCCGCUGGAGCGCACUAAAACAUAGGACCAGUGAAAGCCAAUGAAAGCCUUGUGAAAGACGAGAUUGAUAUGUGAUGGUACAGGAAAUUAGAUUUUCACCAAAAAGCUCAUUUCAUAAAUACUUUAAAUAAAAACCUAAAGAAAUCCUGCACAUGCUUGGUGACACGUUAUACGUUAAUAUCUUGUGACAUUUCCUUUCAGUUCAUGUUUUAAUUGUUUGUUACAGAAUUUGUACAAUAAUGGUUGUUAAAAUGACGUCUUAGGGGAUAUGCAAUGAGAAUACAUAGGUAGAGAACACUAGGAUCACAUGUAAAUAGGAACCUUGAUGUUGUGUGAAAUACUUGAAAUCCCUUUAAUUUGUUGUUUUUGAAUGUGCUACACCCCAUAGCCUUGUCUAGUAGAGGCAACCUCAUACUCCUCAUGACAGGAUCAGGAUAGGCUAUUAAAUGCAUGUACAAUGUAAUGGAGCACAGUGUAGCCAAGGACCCGAGAGAAUUUCUAAGUGCCUGAAUACUUCUCUCACCAUUUUAUCUUUUUUAUUUAUGUCUUCUUUCUCCACCUCUGGUCUUUGUUCUGAACACAUAAGCCUCUCUUAGUUUAGGAUUGGUUGUUUUAGGUUUAUUUUGCAAGUUAGAAAAAAAGCUAAAUCAACCAUGCUGAUGUAAAGAGCUGUUAAACUGAAUUAUACUGUACAAUAUCACAGUUUUCCGUGCACAGACAGGGUGUGAUAGACUAACUCGCACAGUUGAGAAUGAAAAUGUUAGCACUGACUAUCAUGGUUGUGUUGUAAUGGCAUGACAUACAGAAAAUUAAAUAAAGGAGGUAUGCAUUG